This is a messenger RNA of Paramecium sonneborni, 752 nucleotides long. The record is from the annotation of a GenBank genome assembly. Lineage: Eukaryota; Ciliophora; Oligohymenophorea; Peniculida; Parameciidae.
UAAAAAUUAUGUUAAAUUCAAGUAUUUACAGUUCCGGAAGUAAUUCAGCCGUAAAGACAAAAGGCAAUUAGGCUCAUCUACUUUCAACAGCAAUAAGUAAAUUAGGAGAUUCAAGCUUCAAAUAGAGAAAUUCAGAUUAAAAAAAUAUAUCUCCAGUGAGAUUAAGAUUAUUUAGAGACUCUCCUAAAACUUAUAAAGGUCUAGAAGGUUGCGUUGUAGGUGAUUAUCAGUAAGAUUAUGAAUAAAUUUCAGUCCUUUGGCUCCAACUCAUGUUGUAUUUUCAAAUGAUAAGACUCCAUCUCCACAUAGAUCAGCUCGAACAUUUAGAGAUUCUCCUGAAAGAGCUAAGGUCAAGUUGAAUCAAUUUUAAGAUUGGAACUCCAAAUUAGAUAUUCAAUUAUAAAUACAAAAUAAUUAGAUAGGAAAAUUGAACAAUUAACUAAUAUAAUAAAGUCACCAACCUUAUAAACAUAAGAGCUCAAAAUCAAGCUUAUUGUUUUCAGGAAGUAGUCCAUCGAAUUACUAAAAGUUUGGUAAAUAAAGUGACCUUUCAUCACUUUCAUCAAGAUUGAACUCUAUUCCAACAUCAUAGAUAGUCCCAUAUUAAAUAGGGUAAAUAUAGCUAGAUUAUCAUAGACAUCAAAGUGAAUUAAAUGCAUUACAGUCCUCAUUAAGUAGAAUAAUGAAAACAAGUAGAUAUUGAAGAUUAGUGAUUAUAUGAAUAAUUAAAUCAAAUAAAUAUUUUUAAUUGU